Molecule: messenger RNA, 1857 nt
Organism: Cylicocyclus nassatus
Lineage: Eukaryota; Metazoa; Nematoda; Chromadorea; Rhabditida; Strongylidae
Source: the annotation of a GenBank genome assembly
UUCUCUUUUCCAGCAUAUACCGAGAACAAUGCUUCGCCCGCGACCUAAUCAGCUAUGACAAUUUCUUAUACGCUUGACGUCUCCCAGACGAAUCUUAAAAGUUUUAUAAAGCUUUUAUUUCGAUGGAGAGGUAGUGUAUGGAAGGCUGUAUGUGGGCAACUGUUCAUAUGGACAGCCGCUUUUCUACUGAUAAGCUGUGUCUAUCGUUAUGUGCUCAAACCGGAUCAACAAAACUGGUUUGAACACCUCGUAAAAUAUCUGGAUUCGAAGCUAGACUCGAACAUCCCGCUGACGUUUAUGCUUGGUUUCUUCGUCUCUUUCGUUGUUGGGCGAUGGGGGUCGAUACUGAACGGAAUUGGAUGGAUCGAUGACGCAUCUAUUCUAUUCGCUUCGUAUAUCCGUGGUGGUGGCGAAUCGACGAGAAUAUUACGGAGAAACCUGGUUAGGUACAUGGUGCUUUGUCAAGCGUUAGUGCUUCGAGAUAUUUCUAUGCAAGUACGAAAGCGAUUUCCUACCAUGGACACCUUGGCGGCAUCAGGUUUGAUGACCGAGGAAGAAAUGGAAAUUCUUGAUGAGAUCAAGGAUCCAUAUAGCAGAUACUGGGCACCAAUUCAGUGGUGUGUGAAUUUGGUAUACGAAUGUAAAGCUGAUGGAAAAAUAGAGGACUAUUACCUCAUGAAUAAAAUUAUUGAUGAAAUCAGCAAAUUUCGUCAUGGCCUUGCUGCACUUCUCAAAUAUGACUGGGUACCAGUGCCGCUUGUAUAUCCACAAGUCAUUUUUCUUGCUGUUCGAUUUUAUUUCGUAAUAUGCUUAUUUGGUCGGCAAUUUAUUGUUACGGGAACUAAUCCAAGCGGGAUUGAUCUAUGGCUUCCAAUUACUACGAUGAUCCAGUUUAUAGUUUAUAUGGGUUGGAUGAAGGUCGCCGAAGCUCUUCUGAAUCCAUUAGGUGAAGACGAUGAUGACCUCGAAUGCAACUAUGUUAUUGAUAAGAACUUGAUUACAGGACUGGCUAUUGUGGAUACAAUGUGGAAACCAACAAAGACUGGCUACUCCAUGGUUGAGGAGAAUCUAGCAAGGAUACCACAACAAAAGAAAGACGAUUUCUGGGGUAUCGAUAAGAUUGCCCCGUUGUACAGUAUCGAAUCGGCCGAACGAACAGUACAUCCACUGGUUGGAAGUGCUAGUAAAAUCAACCUAGUGAAAAAUCGACACGAAAUAGUGAUGACACCACAUAAAAACAAGCUGAGCGAGCUUAGCGACGAGGAACAGAGAAGCUAUCUACGACGGGUUUGUGUGUCUGCACAUAAUGCACGACAUUUACGGCAACGUACACAAGAACGACGUAAUAGUCCCGAUACGUGUUUAUCAAAGGUUCGAUCUAGGUCAAAAUCGGAGUUGCAAUAUAUACAAUUCUAUGAAAAUGGCAAAUUUCGUACCGCAUCCUCAAAUGGGACAAGAAACGGCGAAGAUCCAUGGCAACGAUCUGCUGUGGAUAUUGAAAUGAAUCUCCCAAACACAACGUAUCACCCAAGUAAUCAAGUGCAUCCUCAUCCGCAAGUCUCUCCGGAUUCCGUAUCUGAUUCAGAUUCACGGACCACACGGCGGUUUUGAUCUACCACCUUGUUCAACGUCAGUAGAUAAGCGGCUAUCACUUCAUUUUUGCCAUUUUUUCUUCGCAAAAUAUUGUUUUUUUUUUCAAGAUUGCUGUUCUUUGUAGAUGAACAUAAGCUAACAUACAGCAUAAUAACUUCCUGUGGCCUUUACACGAGUACAAAACAUUUCACUAACAUUUCGUAGAAUUAUUGCAAAUUAUUGCAAAUUGGUGCAAAUUUUGAAGAGUAUUGGGUUGUCAGUGGG